GAAACAAAACAUCCGAUUGCUGGAAUAACAAAGUGCUGAAAAUCUUUACAAUUACGAAGCGGAUAUCUAAAGGGAAAAUACAUGUUUUCGUCGUUGCGAAGCGGUAUCGUUCGACACAACGUUCCCGCUUUGUGGCAGCCGAGUUUCCGGAGCGUGAUGGCCCAAUCCCAGAGGACGACCAAAGCGCCGUUGAUUGCAGUGGCGCAGAUGAAAUCCACCAACGAUAAGGAACACAAUUUGGACCAAGUGCGAACAAUCACUGAGCGUGGCAUAGCAAAGGAUGCCCAGUUCAUUUUCUUUCCAGAGUGUUGCGAUUUUGUUGGGACGCAUCGAGAAGAAACGAUGCGACUGUCAGAACCAUUAACGGGACCCCUGGUACAGCAGUACAAACGGUUGGCCCGUGAGCACAACGUUUGGCUAUCAUUUGGAGGGAUCCACGAGAGCAUAACCGACUCAAGCGGCUCUGAGAAGGAGAUACAACGAAUUUUCAACACUCACAUCGUCAUCGAUAACACCGGUGAGCUGGUGGCCAGCUAUCGCAAACUGCACAUGUUCAACGUAGUCACACCGGAAUUCAGAUUUCGCGAAUCCGAUACUGUCCAAUCCGGGGCCAGCGUGGUGGCACCGAUAGAAUCACCAAUAGGGCGAAUUGGGUUGCAGAUUUGCUAUGAUGUGAGGUUUCCGGAAGUGAGCACCAUGCUGCGAAAGCAGGGAGCAGAAAUUCUUACCUACCCGUCCGCAUUUGCCGUUUCCACCGGUCGAGCGCAUUGGGAAGUGCUGCUGCGUGCUCGGGCAAUAGAGAAUCAAUGCUUUGUCGUUGCCGCUGCACAGAUUGGAUUCCACAACAAGAAACGCGAGAGCUAUGGCCACGCGAUGGUAGUGAACCCGUGGGGAACUAUUCUUACGGAGGCAGACCCAAAACUGGACCUGGACAUUGUGUACGCGGAGCUAGACUACGAUAAGCUUGAAAGUGUGCGGGCAAACAUGCCUUGUUUUGAGCAUCGCCGGAACGACGUGUACAAUCUCAGCGCGCUCAAGGAACUACGGUACACGAGCGAUUCAGCGAAAAUAGUGGAGUACAAAUUCGGUAGCUUCGUGAUCGAACCAGAGACGAUAUUUUAUGAGUCUGAGUACUGUUUCGCCUUCACCAAUAUACGGUGUGUGGUGCCGGGACAUGUGCUCGUUACUACGAAGCGGCCAACGGCUCGUUUGCCGGACCUAACUCCACCGGAAAUCAGUGACUUCUUCCAGGUUGUUUGUAAGGUGCAAAAAGCGGCCGAACGAUUAUACGAUGCUACCUCAUCUACCAUCACCGUGCAAGAUGGUCCAGAUGCUGGGCAAACGGUUUUCCAUGUGCACUGCCAUGUGAUGCCACGGCACGUUGGCGAUUUCCCUGAGAACGAUCAGAUCUACGGUGAGCUGAAUCGCCACGAUAAAGAACCGGAACGUCCAAGACGGCCGGUAGCGGAAAUGGUGGACGAAGCGCUGCGAUAUCGGGCGGAAUUAUCUCGGUUGGGUUUGUGAGAGGUCAGUGGUUCCAGUGUUAUAACUAACAAAUAAACAAUAGAUGCUUUAUUGAAAUAGAAGUCUUUAUUGAAGUUACAC
This is a messenger RNA of Anopheles aquasalis, 1605 nucleotides long. It is a transcript of the gene NitFhit, whose product is annotated as ntrilase and fragile histidine triad fusion protein NitFhit. Gene Ontology annotation, molecular function: bis(5'-adenosyl)-triphosphatase activity; hydrolase activity, acting on carbon-nitrogen (but not peptide) bonds, in linear amides. Lineage: Eukaryota; Metazoa; Arthropoda; Insecta; Diptera; Culicidae. Gene Ontology annotation, biological process: nucleobase-containing compound metabolic process. The record is from RefSeq and is a predicted model, not a curated record.